AAUUUGGCGCUCCUGUAUGUUCUUGUAAAUAGUUUCCUUAUAGCGGAAUUAGCAAGGCUUUCUAUUACACUAUCUCCCGCUUACUGGCGAACUUCGCCAUUCUUCACCUCUUCUUUCCCCUUGCUCGCCCAACAGUAAAUCUCCCCGCUGCAGGAUAAACGCAAGCAAAAGUGCAGCGUUGAGAACUUGGGCUUUCCUGCAGCUGAAGAAAAAAAAGUAGUACAGAGAGACCAUAACUUUUUUUUUAGAAGCUAUCAAUUGUUGGUUUGCCGUUCUACUGAAUCCAGCUCUUCUCCAUCUAACUGUCUAAAUAUAACCAAAAAAACAAUGGCACGGGCCAUGGAGCAAGAUUUCAGUAAUUUGGUGGAUGACACUAUUGCAAAAUGUAGCGAAAUAGCAGACAAGGGCAAUUUGGCACAGGCUAUCGAAGGUCUGUUGGCCUUAGAAAAGCAAACUCGGACGGCUGGAGAUGCUUCAUCGACUGGGAGAAUUUUGGUGUGCAUAAUCGAUCUGUGCUAUAAGGCGAAGGAUUACAAAUCUCUGAAUGAGCAUGUACUGCUUCUCAAUAAGCGUCGCUCUCAGUUGAAAGGGGCAAUCAAGGAUAUGGUGAAGCGUUGCAUGCACUAUCUGGGUAGUCUGCCUUACGAUAAAGAAAUGGAGCUGAUAGAUGCUUUGAUUUCAGUCACAGAGGGAAAGAUAUUUGUGGAGAAGCAGCGCGCGCGUCUGAUGCUUCAUUUGUCUAAGAUUCGAGAAAAGGAGGGCAACAUCGCGACGGCGGCGAGCAUAUUGCAAGAAGUCCAAGUCGAAACGUUUGGUUCAAUGAAAAAAAAGGAAAAGACAGAAUACAUAUUAGAACAGAUGAGAUUAAGUCUGCUAAAGAAAGAUUACAUUCACGCGCAAAUCAUAUCCAAAAAAAUCAAUCUUAAAAAUUUGAAUGAUCCUGAUUUUCAACAAAUCAAAGUUCGCUAUCAUAUGUUAAUGAUCGACUAUUAUAAUCACGAAAAACAUUACUUGAAUAUUUUCCGCUCUUAUCAGGCCAUUUAUGAUACACCUAUGAUUCAAGAGGAUGAUGCUAAGUGGAAGCUUUACUUGAGUCUGUCCGUCGUGUACCUUGUCCUUGCUCCUUAUGACAACGAACAGUUUGAUCUCCUCAACAGGACGGCUCUUGACAAGCGCCUUGAGUUUCUACCUCUUUAUUUAAAUGUUAUAAAAAGUUUUUUGAAGCCGGAACUUCUCGGCUGGAAACAGUUUUAUAGCCAAGUUGCAUCAGAAUUCGAAUGUCUACCUGCUUUCCGAACAUCAACAAACAGCGAAAGUCGGAAAAACAAGGAAAUCUGGGAAGAUCUGCACAAUCGAGUAACUGAGCACAACAUUCGCGUCAUCGCAAAAUACUACAGCUUGAUCUCGAUGAAGCGACUGGCUCAACUUCUGGAUUUAGAAUAUGACUCAUGCAACAAAUAUGUCUGUGAUUUGGUCCUCAAAAAGAGCGUCUUCGCUCGUAUAGACAGAAUAAAUGGUACAGUUAACUUCGUCAGAAGGCAAGAAGCAUCAGAAACGCUGAACGAUUGGGCUGGAGAUAUUACCUCACUCCUCGCUCUAGUCGACAAAACUUGUCAUCUUAUAUAUAGAGAGAACAUGAUGCAUGCAAAUGAGACAAAUGCUAAAAAAAAUACUGAAAUGAGUGGUGUUGUCGAAUCAAAAUAAAAAUAUGUAUAUACUUUUUUAUGCAUAGAUUUUUGACCGUACAAUUCCGUCAGUCGUACAUAGAACACGUCAUCUGUAACACUCUUCCCUUGGAUUUCCGUAUUGUCUUCAAUUGAGCAGCUCCUCACGCAUGAGGACCGUAAAAAUAUAUUCUUUGUCCAUGGAUACUACGCCAGGACAAUGCACCGUCGUACUCUCCGCCGAAUGCUUGAAGUUGAGCCGAUUUAAACACAAAAAAAAACUGCAUAAAAUUCAAAUAGCUGUUGAAAUCGAUUUGUAAAACUAUGAUAAAAAUUCCCGAUUCUAUUUGUCC
Messenger RNA from Schistocerca gregaria, 2017 nucleotides. Its product is annotated as 26S proteasome non-ATPase regulatory subunit 12-like. Bases 328 to 1704 code for a protein of 458 amino acids. The transcript is spliced from 4 exons. The record is from RefSeq and is a predicted model, not a curated record. Gene Ontology annotation, cellular component: nuclear proteasome complex; proteasome regulatory particle, lid subcomplex; cytoplasm. NCBI's taxonomy places the organism in Eukaryota, Metazoa, Arthropoda, Insecta, Orthoptera, Acrididae.